Molecule: messenger RNA, 1976 nt
Organism: Tripterygium wilfordii
Lineage: Eukaryota; Viridiplantae; Streptophyta; Magnoliopsida; Celastrales; Celastraceae
Exons: 3
Coding region: 295-1809 (504 amino acids)
Molecular function (GO): acetylglucosaminyltransferase activity
Source: RefSeq, a predicted model, not a curated record
AUAUUUUCCUGGAGAGUUGUUAAUACGGCGAGAGUGUGCAACCUGGCAGCAGCUAUGCAUACUCUCACCACUAAUUCUGUCUGCAACUUCAACCUCCUCUCACUCUCCUCUUAUCUCCCUAACCACCGACCUUGAUCAAUCUUUUUGCGGCUCAAAUACCUUCUGGGUCAUUUUCUCUGUCCAAUCCAAAAUUAAUUCAUUAAGAUUUUUGCAAUUUUAUGUGGGAACCAAUAAUGCUCAGCCUUUGAUUUCGAUUUCUGGGAGUUUCAAAAGAAGUGAAAAAAUUUAGGGAAAAUGAAAGUGUCCCAGAAAGAUUCAGAGAAAAUCGUUUGGGAUCCGAUGAGAAGCCCGUCCGGGAACCCACUUAAAAUCCCCGGAUCGCAGACCCGUACUCUGCCGAAGCUCAUGGUCUGGUUGAUUCUCGUCGUUUCAGUGACUUAUGUUGUUUACACUCUCAAGCUCGUUUCCACUUCACGCGCCUGUAACGACGAGCCCUUCUCCACCCACCACCGCCUCUCCACCCUAAUCUCCACUAACGAUUCCGUUAAAUUAGCCCUAAAUCGGACUGGAAUCGAGCACAUCGUCUUCGGAAUAGCAGCUUCGGCGAAGCUGUGGGACCAGAGGAAGAACUACAUCAAGCUCUGGUACAAACCCAAGCAAAUGCGAGGCGUCGUUUGGCUGGAUAACAAGGUAAGCACCGGAAACGACGACGGAUUACUACCCCCAAUAAAGAUCUCGGGCAACACAUCGCAGUUCCCGUACAAGAACCGGCAGGGCCACCGUUCCGCGAUCCGGAUCUCGCGGAUAGUGUCGGAGACGCUCCGUUUGGGGCUUAAAAACGUGAGGUGGUUCGUGAUGGGGGACGACGACACCGUCUUUAUAACGGAGAAUCUAGUGAGGGUUUUGAGGAAAUACGACCACAACCAGUAUUACUAUAUUGGGUCUCUAUCGGAGAGUCACUUGCAGAACAUUUACUUCUCUUAUGGAAUGGCUUAUGGAGGUGGAGGUUUCGCUAUUAGCUAUCCAUUGGCGAAGGCUCUGUACAAGAUGCAGGACAGGUGCAUUCAUAGGUACCCGGGAUUGUACGGAUCCGAUGACCGGAUGCAAGCUUGUAUGGCCGAACUCGGUGUCCCACUCACUAAGGAACUUGGCUUCCACCAGUAUGAUGUGUAUGGGAACCUGUUCGGACUACUUGCCGCACAUCCUGUUGCACCACUGGUGUCUCUUCAUCACCUUGACGUUGUUGAACCCAUCUUUCCCAAUGUGACUCGGGUUCAAGCCCUUCAGAGACUGAUGAUCCCAAUGAAACUGGACUCGGCAGGGCUUCUGCAACAAUCCAUUUGCUACGACAAAGCUAAGACCUGGACCAUCUCUGUCUCGUGGGGCUUCGCUGUUCAAAUUUUCAGAGGAGUCUUUUCACCACGCGAGAUGGAAAUGCCUUCGAGAACAUUUUUGAAUUGGUACAGAAGAGCAGACUACACAGCAUACGCAUUCAACACUAGACCAGUCAGCCGAAACCCAUGCCAAAAGCCCUUUGUAUUCUACUUGACAAAGGCUAAACUCGGCGAAUCAUCGAACGAAACAGUGACCGAGUACAUUCGGCACCGAGUUCCUUACCCGAGUUGUAAAUGGAAGAUGCCUGAUCCUGCUAAGAUUGACACGGUGGUGGUUUACAAGAAACCCGAUCCACAUCUCUGGGAUAGAUCUCCAAGAAGAAACUGUUGCAGGGUGAAGGAGGCAAGUAAGAAAGGGAGCAUGGUGGUGGAUGUGGGUGUAUGUAGGGAAGGUGAGAUCAGUGGAGUUAAUUAGGGAUUGUAUGUAGGAUCUUCUGCUCCUCCUCCUCGUAUCAUUCUCUCAUUUGUUUUAUUAUUUAUCUGUGAUGAGGUGUCCAAUUUUGUAAUUCUAUUUUACAGUAAUCAUUGGACAGACGAACAGGUUGCCAAAUCUACGGAACUUGUAAUUUAUACUCUUUUUUU